Molecule: messenger RNA, 6078 nt
Organism: Betta splendens (Siamese fighting fish)
Lineage: Eukaryota; Metazoa; Chordata; Actinopteri; Anabantiformes; Osphronemidae
Gene: arap2
Product: ArfGAP with RhoGAP domain, ankyrin repeat and PH domain 2
Exons: 33
Coding region: 620-5632 (1670 amino acids)
Biological process (GO): signal transduction
Molecular function (GO): protein binding; GTPase activator activity
Source: RefSeq, a predicted model, not a curated record
UUGUGGUUGUGAUAAAAAAAAUGCAGCAUUUGUUUAUAAAUACGGUUUUAUUCCGCCGCGUCGUUGUUGGUAAACGCUGUACCAUUAACCGACUGACUGGUCAUUAAGUGACUGGGGGCGGCAUCAGCUGAGACGAGCCACAAACGCCGCGCUGGCGUUGAAAGCAGAAGUAACACUUGACGUCUGGUGCGUUCGCUACAAAGGAGAAGCGGACAUGACAAGAUAGUGAUGGUGAUCUUUCUUCCUGUGAGCUUUAAGUGUCUGUGUGCGAUAGAUGUAGAGAUAAAUAAAGACGGAGCGGCGCUCUGAAACACCAGGACGCCGUCGACGGCCGCCUGUCACUGUCGUGGGCGAGAUCCUUGAGCUCUGCAGUGUUUCACAGAGACGAGUGUGAAAAAGUCCAACCUGUGCGACUAAAACCUGAGCACACUGCACCGCUGAGGGUGCCCUGGUAUUUCCUCACAGCUAUUGCUGUUUCCUGCUGUUUCAUCCCGUGUUGCAAAUGAAGGCCGCUGAGGUAGAACGCGCAUCAUCUUUCGCUGAAAGGGAUUUUUGCAGUUCAAACCCAGACCACUGCACCUUCUACUGCGGCCUCCACAUGUGGAUCUAGCAGGGCACCAUGCUGCAGCCUCCAGAGCCCAGCCAGGAGCUUGUGCGGUGGCUGGCCGCCCUCCGCCUCUCCCAGUAUACCUCCUGUUUCCACGAGGCAGGAUACCAGUCGCUGGAAGACUGCAGGGCCCUGACAGAUGACCUGCUGCUGGGGCUCAACGUGCUGCCGACAGGCCAUCGGAGGCGCAUCCUCCGCAGUCUGGAAGCGGUGGGUUUAAAGGCCCAGACCUGUGGUGGGUGUGAAGAGGACGAUAGAAGGGUAGAGAACCCGCGGUCGGAGAGGAAACCGGUUCCAUAUCCAAGAAAUGUGUUUAAAAACGAGAUGACUGUGUUUGAAACAUCCCAGACAGAGCAGGGGCGUCACGUGGACGGGGGUCAGACUUUGCCUCCGGGAGCAGGACUGGGAAUAAAAACAGAUGAUGUGAUUGGGAGCGUGUGCACGCGGCCGCCUCAACCAGCCCCACGUAACCCUGAGAACAUCGGGGCGCCUCUGCCGGAUCGUGUCCGCAUCCCUCCGUCCGUGACCUCCAGCAGCAGCUGCAGCAGCAGUGAAUGUCUGUCCGUCUCUGAAGCGCCGCCCGACUGGGAGACGGCCCCAGAGCUGUCAUGCCGCCACGCGGCCCCCGCUCCGGCUGAAGGGCCACCUCCCACCGCGGCUGAAGACCAGGGCGGCUUCCAGGGCGAAAUGGUGGAGAACGCCAUAUACGAGGCGCGCGCCCCGCGGCUCACGCGCUCGUACCGCCUGAGGCAUCGGCCUGUGCCUGAAAUCCCCAAUCCGACCAUAGCACUGCUUCCAGACAGGAGCACACCGCCAGCGCAAGCAGGCAGCGCUCACCUCCUAACCGGCUCCGAAGGUCCCACCGGUGCCGACGGCACACAGAAAGCUCCACUUCAAAGAGCCCUGCCGCACAUCGCUCCCUACGGAGAGACGUUCCUGUACAACAGCCCCGGACGCACUGCGGCCCAAGGUGCUAAAGAAGGUUCAGAGAAAGGUGGCAAGGACAAGAACCCCAAGAGACGCAGAAGUAACGCACCUAAAAAGAGAAGAUCCAAGGACAAGGACCCUCCACUACCUCCACCCGGUCCCGACCGCUACCAAGAGGAAUACGCCACCCUGGGCGCCGGUCUUUCGCCACCGGCCAUUUUGGACCAAGCUUUGGCAGAGACCUACGACGCUGCUGCACCAGCGGCCUCCGGCCUUAAAGACGGAGCCCUGAUGAUGGUGGAGUGCAGCCUCUACACUGAGCCCAUGGACGGCUGGGCGGCGGUGAGAACACAGGCCCUGCCCGACAUUUCACCGUACGCCUGCUUUUACGGCGCCCCCAAGGUCCAGGUCCUCAAGGUGGGCUGGCUGGACAAACUGUCUCCUCAAGGAAAGUGUGUGUUCCAGAGGAGGUGGGUGAGGUUUGACGGCAGCAGCCUGGCCUACUACAACAACGACAAGGAGAUGUACUCCAAAGGCAUGAUCCUGGCCAGCGCCAUCAGACAGGUACGCGGACUGGGCGACAACAAGUUUGAGGUACUCACCUCCCAUCGGACCUUCGUGUUCCGGGCGGAGAAAGAAGGGGAGCGCCAGGAGUGGAUGGAAACUCUUCACACGGCCACGCGCCUCCCCUCCACCAAAUCCCAGAAGCGCUCAGACAGCCUCUCCCACUCCUCCACAAACAAGCGAGGCUUGCUGGAGCUCCGCAGUUACAAAGGCAGACUGCUGGUGUCCCUGGCGGGGAGCAAAGUCAGGCUCUGCAAAACAGAACAGGACUUUAAAAUGGGCCUGGCUAUUACUGAAGUGGAACUGACAGCUGCCAAUAUCAAGGACGUGGACCGCAAGAGCUUUGAAAUCAACACACCAUUCAAGAACUUCUGCUUCACGGCCGAGUCAGAACAGGAGAAGGAGGAGUGGAUUGAAGCGGUCCAGGAAUCGAUUGCCGAGACGCUCUCCGACUACGAAGUGGCAGAGAAGAUCUGGUUCAACCCGGCCAACAGGACCUGCGCCGACUGCCGGGCCCCGCAGCCGGAGUGGGCGUCUGUCAACCUGGGUGUGGUCAUCUGUAAGAAAUGUGCAGGGCACCACCGCUCCCUCGGCCCGAGCAUCUCAAAGGUGCGCAGCUUGAAACUGGACAGCAGCAUUUGGAGCAAUGAGCUGGUGGAGCUCUUCCUGGAGGUGGGGAACAAGAAUGCUAAUGCUUUCUGGGCCGCGAACCUCCCCGCGGACGAGGACCUGCACGGCGCGGCCACGGCGGAGCAACGCGCCGCCUUCGUUCGCAGGAAGUACAGGGAGAGGAAGUACAGGAAGGUCCUCGAGGGCUCUCACGACCCGCAGCAGCUUAAUCAGGCUCUGUGUGCAGCAGUGGUGACCCCGGACGUGCUGCGAACCAUUGCGCUGGUCUUCAGCGGAGCGGAUGUGAUGUGCGCCACCGGGGAGCCGUCGUUCUCCACCCCCUACCUCCUGGCCCAGCGGGCUGGACAGAAGCUGCAGAUGGAGUUCCUGCACCAGAACAAACUCACAGACUUCCCCAGACUUGAGGCGGGCUCAGACAGAGCCUGCCCAUCGGACUCGUCCCUCUUCAUGGACGGCUUCCUCUACGUCUCCCCCGGCGUCUCCAAGUCCACGCUGGACCGCCGCGGAAGAGACGACAUGGCUCGCCGCUGGUGCACCCUGGAGGGCGGCUUCCUGAGCUACUACGAGAACGAGCGCAGCUCGUCGCCCGUCGGCAGGGUGGACGUCACCGAGGUGGUCAGUCUGGCCAUCAGCAACACAGAGACCAUGACCGGAGCGGGGGCCGUGUUUCCCGUGGAGCUGUACCUGCAGUCGGAGCGCGUGCUGAUCGUCGGCGCCGAGACGCAGGAGACGCAGAGCGACUGGAGCCACGCGCUCACAAAGUGCUUCGUCCCCUCCAAAGCAGAGGGACUGGUGCAGAAAGGCAGCGAGCUGAUUGGCAGGCUCUUCUACAAGGAGGGCCACGACCUGUACCACUGGAGGAAGGCCUGGUUCGCGCUGGACGGCUCCGUGCUGCACUUCAGCCGAGGCGAGGACGAGGAGGAGGAGGAGGAGGUCCUGCAGCUCAAGCAGCUCCAAGAGCUCACUGUCUCCACGCACACGGAGGGCGAGGACAAGAUGCAAGUGCUGCUGAUGGUGGAGGGCGGAAGAACGGUUUACGUCCACGGCUUCAACAAGGCGGACUUCACGCUGUGGCACGCGGCCAUCACGCUGGCCGCCGGCACGCGCGGCAAGGCCCUCGGCGACCAGCAGCUGACGAGGAGCGGCGUCCCCAUCAUAGUCGACAGUUGCAUCGCGUUUGUCACCCAGUACGGCCUGUGUCAGGACGGGGUCUACCAGAAGCCGGGGAACCCCGGGCGCGUGGCCCAGCUCCUGCAGGACUUCGCCCACAGCGCCCGCGACGUGAAGCUGCGCGAGAAGGAGCACCGGCUGGAGGACGUCGCGUGCACCCUGAGGAGCUUCCUGUCGCAGGCGGAGGACGCGCUCCUCACCAAGGAGCUGUAUCCGUACUGGGUGUCGGUUCUGGAUGAGAAGGACGAGCGGCAGCGAGUAAAGAUGUACUCCACCUUCAUACAGAACGUGCCCAGGAUAAACAGAUCAACGCUCGACGCGCUGCUGCGGCAUCUGUACAGGAUCCAGCAGUGUUCCCACGUCAACCACAUGCCCAGUGAAAAACUAGCCUCCGUCUUCUCCUCCUGCUUGUUCCAGACCAGCGGACAAACCCCACAAGAAAUCGGCGUCGUCCGCGACCUCAUCAGCAACUACGUCACUCUGUUCGGGGUCCACGAAGACCAAGUUCAACAGAUGGAGAUGGAGAACAGUUUCAUCACACGCUGGAAGGAAAAGAAGGACACCACAUUCUCUCCAGCUGGGGACUUGAUCUUCGAGGUGUACCUGGAAAAAAGAGAGCCAGAAAACUGCUGUUUAAUCAAGGUCUCGCCCAGCAUGCGGGCCUCGGAGCUGGCGGAGAGCGCGCUGAGCAUGAGGAACGUCGGCCGCGCCGCCGCCGACGACUGCUGGACCGUCUUCGAAGUGGUGGAGAACGGGGAGCUGGAGCGGCCGUUGCACCACAGCGAGAAGAUUCUGGAGCAGGUGUUGGAGUGGAGCGCGCUGGACAGUCCCAGCUCCGCCGUCCUUGUCAUCAAGAAGUUCGCUGGGGCGAAGAGAGACGCUGGCGUGAAAGGAAGCCAAAUGCAGUUUACGAAGUCUGAGUAUCUGAAGUUCAACGACGGAUCUGCUAAACUGCUGCCAGGGCAUAAAUUCCAGGACAAAUAUGUGGAACUGCGUGCCGACACACUGCUGCUCUACAGAGAUAUCAAAAGCACUAAAGCGGAGAAAGCGAUGCAGCUCAAGUCUGUGAAGUGUUUCCUCGGUGUGAAGAAGAAGCUCAAACCUCCGACCAGCUGGGGCUUCACGGUCCACGCUGAUAAACACCAGUGGCAUUUCUGCUGCGAGACGAAGGAGGCGCAGGUCACCUGGGUGGCGGACAUCAUCAGGAUGAAGUACGGCUCGGACCUCUGCUCAAGGACCCUCCUCGCCGCUAAGGACGCCGCUGACCACAAAGCGUCCAGAGGGGGCGCUGUGAGCAGCGAGAGCAGGACUCUACCACCGGCACUGAGCUCCAGCAAAGCGGCCGACAGGAGGACGUCUCUGGGCGACAUCUACCCGAGGGCGUCCAGGGAACCGGUGCCCCUCCGCUGCACCAACGCCGCGUCCAGCUGCCCGACCCCGCCCCCUGACGCUCCCUGCAGGCGUGGCUCCAUGGACCCCCGCCCCCCCGUGGACCCCCGCCCCCUCGUGGACCCCCGCCCCCUCGUGGACCCCCGCCCCCCGUGGAUCCUCGCCCUCUCGCCCCCCGCCCCCCCGUGGACCCCCGCCCCCCCGUGGACCCCCGCCCCCUCGUGGACCCUCGCCCCCCCGUGGACCCCCGCCCCCCCGCGGGCGCCGCCCCCUCGUCCAGGCGCCUGCAGCCGCUGCCUCUGCCCGUCCAGGCCAGGAAGCCGCCCGCGGGCGUUGAGGGCUUGAUGCCGCCCAGCCUCUUGACCGAGCUCAACUCGGUGCUGAGCAAGAGCGGCCGCGGCGCCAGGAGCCAGGAGUGACGCGGCGGGCGGACGAAGAUGCCGUAGGUCAGAGCUGAGCCAAGCACUACAGAGGAGAACGUUUGGAGAACGUUUGGAGAACACUGAGCCGUCAAACGCCCGCUCCCGUCUUUAGUUCAGUUCAGCAGUGAUAUUUGACGGCUGCUGAUCUUAGUGUUUUACAGUGUUUUUUACAUCUCCACGUACUGUACAGCUGGUCAUUGUUAAUGGGGGGAUCACAGACACAGCCUGCAUCCGUUAUAGCGGGUGAACUGUCGUUCUAUAUUAGUAGUUAUUUGCAUAUUUGCAGCGGUUUCCAGCGUGGCCUUUGACUGUACAGCACCAUUGUUAACGUGCUCUUUAGUGAACAUUAAAACAUUUUACUAACGUGAA